ACUGGAAGGGUAUCAAGGAUAUUCUGGGUAACACGAUCAGAACUCUGUAUAAUCUCACUGGUACGAGCACCGGUGGCUCUGCACCUCCGCCUGGAACGAACUAUGAAGACCCCCAAAACCAAGGAAGAGUUCAAGCGCAACAUCAACAACAUCAUCCAAGAAAGCGGCCUCGAUGACUUCUUUCCACCCGGAGAUCCAUAUCAUGACCAUCACCGAUAUUCUGAGGGCGAAAACACUGGCACUUUCCGAGAUGCCGUCGUCGCGUGUACUGAAAAGCUCUCUGAGAAAUGGUACGAGGAUAAGGCUGUCAUGUUCGACCUUAGUCAGAUCGGAAAUGCUCCAGAAGCAGUUAGAUUCAUGGACGACUUUCAAUUUGACGACCUUCUUAAAAAGAAAGACUCCUUCAUCUUACAGCGGGUAAGAUAUCAAUAUACUCUAGCCUGGUGGACACGUAUCCAACAUUGACAUACCCUUUGGACGAGGCUUUGGAGAAUCUGAAGAAGGAUGAGAAGCUUCUUGACCAAUGGUUACUCAUAACAUUGACCACGUCCAUUACGUACAAGAACAAUCCAUAGUCAAAGGAUACCUGGAUUGCUAUGACAUUGCCAUGGUCCAUCCCGUAUACUUCCGAAGCGUCAGCAAUCUAGCAUAGCAAUAUUUUCAAGAUGGCUAUUAUUAAAUGAUAUACUCUCUCU
Messenger RNA from Aspergillus wentii DTO 134E9, 695 nucleotides. RefSeq lists its product as uncharacterized. The record is from RefSeq and is a predicted model, not a curated record. The coding region runs from base 103 to 465 and encodes 120 amino acids. NCBI's taxonomy places the organism in Eukaryota, Fungi, Ascomycota, Eurotiomycetes, Eurotiales, Aspergillaceae. The transcript has 4 exons.